ACAACUCAAGUCUUGACUACAACGUCAGCCACCACUACAACUGAAGCCCUGACUACAACUGCAGCCCCCACAACAACUGCAUCCCCCACAACAACUGUAGCCCCCAGAACAACUGAAGCCUUGACUACAACUGCAGCCUCCACAACAACUCAAGUCUUGACUACAACGUCAGCCACCACUACAACUGAAGCCCUGACUACAACUGCAGCCCCCACAACAACUGAAGCCCUGACUACAACUGCAGCCCCCACAACAACUGAGACCCCCACUACAACUGUUGCUCAAACAACAACUGAAGCCCUGACUACAACUGCAGCCCCCACAACAACUGCAUCCCCCACAACAACUGUAGCCCCCAGAACAACUGAAGCCUUGACUACAACUGCAGCCUCCACAACAACUCAAGUCUUGACUACAACGUCAGCCACCACUACAACUGAAGCCCUGACUACAACUGCAGCCCCCACAACAACUGAAGCCCUGACUACAACUGCAGCCCCCACAACAACUGAAGCCCUGACUACAACUGCAGCCCCCACAACAACUGAAGCCCCGACUACAACUGCAGUACCCACAACAACUGCAGCCCCCACAACAACUGUAGCCCCCAGAAAAACUGAAGCCUUGACUACAACUGCAGCCUCCACAACAACUCAAGUCUUGACUACAACGUCAGACACCACUACAACUGAAGCCCUGACUACAACUGCAGCCCCCACAACAACUGAAGCCCUGACUACAACUGCAGCCCCCACAACAACUGAAGCCCCGACUACAACUGCAGCCCCCACAACAACUGCAGCCCCGACUACAACUGCAGCUCAAACAACAACUGAAGCCCCGACUACAACUGCAGCCCCCACAACAACUGCUGAAGCCCUGACUACAACUGCAGCCCCCACAACAACUGCAUCCCCCACAACAACUAUAGCCCCCAGAACAACUGAAGCCUUGACUACAACUGCAGCCUCCACAACAACUCAAGUCUUGACUACAACGUCAGCCACCACUACAACUGAAGCCCUGACUACAACUGCAGCCCCCACAACAACUGCAUCCCCCACAACAACUGUAGCCCCCAGAACAACUGAAGCCUUGACUACAACUGCAGCCUCCACAACAACUCAAGUCUUGACUACAACGUCAGCCACCACUACAACUGAAGCCCUGACUACAACUGCAGCCCCCACAACAACUGAAGCCCUGACUACAACUGCAGCCCCCACAACAAAUGAAGCCCUGACUACAACUGCAGCCCCCACAACAACUGAAGCCCCGACUACAACUGCAGUACCCACAACAACUGCAGCCCCCACAACAACUAUAGCCCCCAGAACAACUGAAGCCUUGACUACAACUGCAGCCUCCACAACAACUCAAGUCUUGACUACAACAACAACUGAAGCCUUGACUACAACUGCAGCCUCCACAACAACUCAAGUCUUGACUACAACGUCAGCCACCACUACAACUGAAGCCCUGACUACAACUGCAGCCCCCACAACAACUGCAUCCCCCACAACAACUGUAGCCCCCAGAACAACUGAAGCCUUGACUACAACUGCAGCCUCCACAACAACUCAAGUCUUGACUACAACGUCAGCCACCACUACAACUGAAGCCCUGACUACAACUGCAGCCCCCACAACAACUGAAGCCCUGACUACAACUGCAGCCCCCACAACAACUGAAACCCCCACUACAACUGUUGCUCAAACAACAACUGAAGCCCUGACUACAACUGCAGCCCCCACAACAACUGCAUCCCCCACAACAACUGUAGCCCCCAGAACAACUGAAGCCUUGACUACAACUGCAGCCUCCACAACAACUCAAGUCUUGACUACAACGUCAGCCACCACUACAACUGAAGCCCUGACUACAACUGCAGCCCCCACAACAACUGAAGCCCUGACUACAACUGCAGCCCCCACAACAACUGAAGCCCUGACUACAACUGCAGCCCCCACAACAACUGAAGCCCCGACUACAACUGCAGUACCCACAACAACUGCAGCCCCCACAACAACUGUAGCCCCCAGAAAAACUGAAGCCUUGACUACAACUGCAGCCUCCACAACAACUCAAGUCUUGACUACAACGUCAGACACCACUACAACUGAAGCCCUGACUACAACUGCAGCCCCCACAACAACUGAAGCCCUGACUACAACUGCAGCCCCCACAACAACUGAAGCCCCGACUACAACUGCAGCCCCCACAACAACUGCAGCCCCGACUACAACUGCAGCUCAAACAACAACUGAAGCCCCGACUACAACUGCAGCCCCCACAACAACUGCAUCCCCCACAACAAUUGUAGCCCCCAGAACAACUGAAGCCUUGACUACAACUGCAGCCUCCACAACAACUCAAGUCUUGACUACAACGUCAGCCACCACUACAACUGAAGCCCUGACUACAACUGCAGCCCCCACAACAACUGCAUCCCCCACAACAACUGUAGCCCCCAGAACAACUGAAGCCUUGACUACAACUGCAGCCUCCACAACAACUCAAGUCUUGACUACAACGUCAGCCACCACUACAACUGAAGCCCUGACUACAACUGCAGCC
This is a messenger RNA of Conger conger (European conger), 2577 nucleotides long. RefSeq names its product mucin-2-like. The annotation marks the transcript as partial. The transcript has 3 exons. Lineage: Eukaryota; Metazoa; Chordata; Actinopteri; Anguilliformes; Congridae. The record is from RefSeq and is a predicted model, not a curated record.